This is a messenger RNA of Penicillium digitatum Pd1, 324 nucleotides long. Its product is annotated as Dabb family protein. Lineage: Eukaryota; Fungi; Ascomycota; Eurotiomycetes; Eurotiales; Aspergillaceae. The record is from RefSeq and is a predicted model, not a curated record.
AUGGACUUGACCGCGAGCAAGAACUUCAUAGUGGAUGUUAACAAUCACCCCCAAAAGACCUGUGAGCGUAUGCUUGCUCUCAAGGACAAGUGCGUUCACCAUACCUCUAAGCAGCCCUAUAUCAAGUCGACGUCCGGUGGGAAGGAUAACUCCCCCGAAGGCAUCCAAAGUGGAAUGACACACGCAUUUAUCGUAGAGUUUGAAAGUGCUGCAGAUCGAGACUAUUAUGUACAAAGCGAUCCGUCUCAUCUGGCCUUCGUCAAAACUCUUGAUGGACUCGUGGAGAAAGUACAAGUCAUUGACUUCACUGAUGGAGUUCUCUGA